Messenger RNA from Rhea pennata, 3864 nucleotides. RefSeq names its product centrosomal protein 41 (gene CEP41). Gene Ontology annotation, biological process: protein polyglutamylation; cilium assembly. The coding region runs from base 38 to 1159 and encodes 373 amino acids. The record is from RefSeq and is a predicted model, not a curated record. Gene Ontology annotation, cellular component: ciliary basal body. The transcript has 11 exons. Lineage: Eukaryota; Metazoa; Chordata; Aves; Rheiformes; Rheidae.
GGGGCGCGGGGAGGUCUCGGCCGCCGCUGACGGGAAGAUGUCGGGGAGGAGAAGCGUCGGCGACCCGGAGUAUUUAACCAGGAGGAUCCCUCAGAAUCCUAAAUAUCAACACAUAAAAACUCGCCUUGACACUGGUAAUAGUUUGACAAAAUACACCGAGAAGUUGGAGGAGAUCAAAAGAAAUUACAGGUACAAGAAAGAUGAGCUGUUUAAAAGACUGAAGAUCACUACUUUUGCCCAGUUGGCCAUCCAGGUUGCUUCUCUAUCUGAUGAAACAUUAGAAGUGACAAAUGAGGAGAUCCAGAAGCUGGAAGAUGGUGAUUCUGCUGCCUCAGAUGCAGAUGCUGAACUCACAGCAGGGACAAAUGGGAAAGGAAGCCCCCGCGAGGCACCACUUAAUCCGCUCCUGUUCAUAAACAACACAGGAGCAGGGGAGUCAUACCGAUCCACACUGCAGAGCGUUAUAAGUGGUGUUGGUGAACUAGAUAUAGAAAAGGACGUUCCGAAGAAAGCGGACCCUCAGGCUAAAGACAUGCCUUAUCCCGACUGCCCCUUCCUGCUUUUGGACGUACGAGAUCGCGAUGCAUACGACCAAUGCCAUAUUGUUGGAGCUCAUUCUUACCCUAUUGCAACACUAUCUAGAACCAUGAAUCCGUAUACCAAUAGCAUUCUGGAAUAUAAAAAUGCACAUGGAAAAAUUAUUAUUUUGUAUGAUGAUGACGAGAGGAUAGCCAGCCAGGCUGCUACAACCAUGUGUGAGAGGGGCUUUGAAAACCUGUUCAUGUUAUCUGGAGGCCUCAAAGUCCUCGCACAGAAGAUCCCGGAGGGACUGGUCACGGGCUCACUCCCAGUGUCGUGCCAGGUGGCAACUCAUACUGCAUCUGCCCGAAAGAAGGCCACUCCCAAAGUGCCACCCGCACGUGCUGAGAAUAAAUGGAGAUUUACUGCAGAUGAUCUACAAAAGAUGAAGUAUUACCUAGAAGAGGAGCAAAUUCCUUCAGAUACUGCCAGCCGUCUUAGCCGCGGUUCUUCGGGGCGUGACUCCAAGGCGACAACUGCGAGGAGCAACCACAGUCUCCCCGGCGCUGCGGGCUCAGCUGGAUCGCUCACCGCCCGCUCGCUCAGCAGCAGCAGCCUCCAAAAUCGGCCAUGGAAAUAGGCAGCGGUGUCUCUUUCAGCUGAAUAAAUGAAUGCCCAGGUUCUGGGAACCGUGAGCGGUACAGCCCGUUUGUCGUUUUAGGAAUCUGCAAAGAAAAGCAGCAGCGGUAUAAAAAUGGCAGCUUGGGAAAGGCUGGGGGAGCUGGAACGGUUGAUGUUUCAUAGGAGCAGGAGUGGUGUCGCUUUGAUCAGGCUGACCUUUAGGUGCGGUGUCAGGACAGUGUCGACAUAACUGGUUUCUAGGGGAAGGAGGAACUGGUAGUAAAGCCUGGGACCAGUAGAAAUGGUUCUAUGAAACUUGUAGUUCAGACUUAAUGAAUUUGUGUCUGUAACAAAUACGCCUUCGGCGCUAGGACCAAAUCUGUGGACUGUGCUAAUAUGUGAACUCACGUGAGGGUAAAUGGGCCAGAAAUCAUCGGUGAACAAAACCCUUUGUGUCUAGGAGCAGUGAUACGGACAUUCAACAAAUUGCCAAAAUGGUGGAGAGAGGGUUCCAUCAUUUUUUUUAAUAUUAUGUUAAUGAACAAAGUAUUUGUAAUAAAGAUUUUCUUUUGAAAUAAUGCCCAGCAUAGCGCUGUAACCUGACAGUUGUCUUUACUCGUGAACAAUUUGCAGAACAGUGUUGUAUUUUUAAAAGUGCGUUGGACAGGAAGAUAACUAGGUUUUCCCUCUCCUCAUUUUCUGGAGUGUUUGACUUUUAAUUACGCUUUUCUGCUUUGUUCCUCGCUGUGGUUAUGGAGAAAGCUACCGCGUGGUGGUUUGGUUUCUAAAGGAUACAAGAGUAAUGCUCUGACAUGUGCAGAGAAGGAUUUUAGUUGACUUCUCUUAAGGUAGGAUCAGCUGCCCUACUCCUCUUACCCUGUCUGUACACUGGGAUCUCCUGGGUGCAACUGCGUACCAGUGCUUGCUUCUUUUUCCUCCUUGCAAGAGCAGGCUGCUGGUCAUUGUCAUCGCAGAGAACUGCAAAAUAAAUUGAGGAGACGGUCGGUCACUCUAAUUGUAGCCCGCCGGUCUUCCCUAACUGUGAUACAGGCCAAUGUGAGUCAAGAUUAGGAGGCAGAACUUCAUUUUGCUUUGUAAAAUACUUGCAGGUAAAUUGUGUUCCUUGUUUGAGCAGCAGAGAGCUUCACAGUGCCCGUGCCUGGUAGAGGCUUGAGAAUUAUUCCUAGCUAUGCCUUUGCUGGUAUUUUUGGAGAAGCGUCUUUAAAGUUAGGGUGACUGAAGGAAAAUUUUUCUUUUUUCCUCUCCAGUUAGGUACCCUGAAACUUAGGAGGGACAUGAUUGUGGUAGCUCAGUGGGGCCUGAAGAUUUCAUGGAAAACAAGCACCACAGCUUUCAUCAAAUCAGUGCUUCCAACCAUAUCAGUGUUGGUUGGCUGACCUAGAAACCAGCUGAAACUCCUCAAAGUGACAAAGCUGAUACAGGGUGUGGAAAAAAGCAGGAAUGUGCUGCCUGUUAGCGACUUUGGGGGUGGCUGUGUGGAGACCCUGCGCUCCUGCCUUUACCUACAGUAUUACAGAGCUUAGCCCAGCUUUGGCUUCGUGGUUUUGUGCUUUUUGUGCGUGGCUUUGGGGCUUUUCCCUCCCUUUUGAUGUAGCCAAGUAAGCUUAAACAAGCCCCCAAAUACCCUGCUGUAGGAGACAAUUCUGGUGAAAGGGCAAGAAAGAUGAGAGAAGCUGCAGACAGUUUACAGUUCAGUAGCCUAAGAGUCAACACCUCUGAGUGCAUUCUGGCCUUAUCCCGUCUCUGAGAAGUAAGGCUUCCGGCCGCUCUGUUCGCAGACGCGUCUCUCGUCAAUGAAGCAGUGGGUCUUUCAGGUUACCUUUUCGCUGAACUGCAGCAUUGCCGCUUAAGAGUAUCCGUUUAAAGGGUCCCUCCCAAAGCAGGAGCCGCGGAGACCUCGUUCUUGUCCGCGGUGUUCUUCCCCCUGCAGCCUGGGCUCGCCUCUCCGGGCUUUGGUGACCCUCGUGGUGCGAGUAGGUGGAUAUCCACGGAAAGCUGAGCUUGACGGUGGAGCCUCACAGCAACGCCAAGCGUUCGCUGGGGACUAACUGUGACCCCGCACAGUUGCCUAUUUUGGUGUCCUGAGUCCACCACCCCUUUCUGGUUUGUAUGGCAGCUCUGUUCUUAUGUUGUUGUGAAAUAAAAAAGUUGAACUAAACGGCACCUCAUCCAUAGUUUGGUUGAUACCUUGAGCACUGCCAACCAGUCCAGGCUUGUGCCUGAGAAAUGGUACAGCUGCUCCGUACAGCUGCUCCGUACAGCUGAAGCUUAACGCUCGCAAGCAAGGUGAGAGCUGGGAGAACGUUACAUGCUUGGAACGGGGACCUGUACAAUGUGUAGGGCGCCGACGGCUUGUGAGGAGGCGGCGUUUUGGCUCCACGAGCGCUCGGAAGCGCCGUUAUGCAUGCGAAAGGCAUCCAGGUGAAGCUGGAGACAAGAGCAGGGGUCAUGGAUGUCGGCUGAAACCAAGUCCUGAUCUUUGCAGCUGCUGGAGAAGGGGUUGAAGUCCCUGGCUGCUCCAGGAAACCUUCUGAACCAGAGGGACCAGACUAAUCUGAGCUGUUUCACUGCCGGGACUGAGGAUCUUAAGGAAAAGGGCCCUGUACCUUCCUGUCUUCUGACCGUCCUGAUGGACAGGGUCAUCAAGAGGUUUUGUGAUGAUCUGCCUUGGUGGUGGCUGCAGCGGGAGGUGGGAACUCUGUG